This is a messenger RNA of Paramormyrops kingsleyae, 1658 nucleotides long. It is a transcript of the gene rit1, whose product is annotated as Ras-like without CAAX 1. The record is from RefSeq and is a predicted model, not a curated record. NCBI's taxonomy places the organism in Eukaryota, Metazoa, Chordata, Actinopteri, Osteoglossiformes, Mormyridae. Gene Ontology annotation, biological process: signal transduction. Gene Ontology annotation, molecular function: GTP binding; GTPase activity. Gene Ontology annotation, cellular component: membrane.
GCGGGCGUUCAGCGCGCCGGUCCAGCCGCUAGUCCGGAUCCGGUUACUGGGGGCCGGGCCGCCCGUGUUUACACUGUAUGUGGAGCGUACAGUGGCGAUCCGCUCCGCAGGACCUCCAACUUUCCGCGAUCUUACCACUACCUCCGAGGGAGCAGUGCUUAGGGAAAGUGGGCUAUGGGUGAUCAGUGACACGGGCCUUGGUGCGUGGAUGGAGUCGUCGCGGGGGACGGGAGGGGCCACUGGGGGCCUGUCCCGUGAGUACAAGCUGGUGGUGCUGGGAGAGGGAGGAGUAGGAAAGAGUGCCAUCAUCAUGCAGUUCAUCAGUCACAGGUUCCCCGAGGACCACGAUCCUACUAUAGAGGAUGCCUACAAGACCCAAAUCCGCAUUGAUGACGAGCCAGCCAACUUGGAUAUUCUCGACACUGCAGGGCAGGCGGAGUUCACCGCCAUGAGGGACCAGUACAUGCGGGCAGGUGAGGGCUUCAUAAUUUCCUACUCCAUCACGGACCGGCGCAGCUUCCAGGAGGCUCGGCAGUUCAAACAGCUGAUCUACCGCGUGCGUCGCACUGUGGACACACCGGUGGUCCUGGUGGGAAACAAGUCUGACCUGACACACCUGCGGCAGGUGUCAGUGGAAGAGGGACGUGGGUUGGCACGGGAGUUCCAGUGUCCCUUUUUUGAGACCUCUGCGGCUUUCCGCUACUACAUCGACGAGGUGUUCGCUGCCCUGGUGCGACAGAUCCGUCUGGCUGAGGCCGCGAGGGGGGGCGAGAAAAAGAGCCACCGUCGCCACUCGUUCUGGAUGCGUCUGAGGUCCCCUUUUCGGAGGAAACAGCACUCUGAGCACUAAGAGCAGCCGCGUGGGGUCAGAGGUCAGGGACGCAAUACAACACCACACCCGUGACUGGAAGGGUUAGGGAAAUUAGGAAAGAUGUUCUGGAAGGGAGGUCAAAAAGAGGAAAUUCGGGACGUUGAAGUGCACAAAAACACAUAAAGGUGUAUAUGAAGAAGAAGAUAAGAGGAAUAUGGAGGGUGGAGGAAUCAGAAAUUACAUUGAAGGAGGAUUUGAGUAAAUUAUAUGAGAGAUAGAGAGAAAGAGAGAAAAAACCAUGGUCUUUAAUUAGGAGGUGUUGAGGGAGAUAUAGGAAGGGUUAGGGCUAAGGGGCAUACAAAAUAAUUGUUGUUUUGUAACAUUAUCCACCUCUGGUAAAUCGUAUGACAAAGGCAGAUAGAAAGCAUUUGAGCUAAUGUUCCCUCGUAGUUUUCAGCAGUAGUGCGUAGAUGGGUGUGAGUACAGCGCCCGCUUCAGCCGCGGUGGCGUAUUUUCCUGCUGUGCCGCGCUUAAGCCUGCUGUCAUUUUAAGUUGCGGCUGUUUGUCACGAGUUGAAACUGUCCUUGGCAGGCUGUAGUGCAGUACGGCAGUAAGGCGGCACGUGCUAGGCUGGCAUUGUGUUCUCCACUGGAACUGUGAAGGUGCUCUGGAAACACUGUAUGCCUGUGUCUUUUUUUUUUUUUUUACACAUGCGCCUUUUUUAGUUCACUGUCUUGAUUUUUUUGUCUGUGGUUCUUUAGUCAUCUUUUUACUGUUGUACUUAUCAUGGUAUUUCCCUAAUUUAUUUUCUUUUAAUGCGCUAAAAUAAAAGGGUUGAAUUUUUCAA